AUGAAUCUGGCACAUGUUGUCAGAGAGGAGGCUCCCAAAUCAGGAGAAAAUCCAAUGUCUAAGGAAACAAUGAUGACCAUUGAGGCUUGGAAACAAUCUGAUUUCCUGUGCAGAAACUACAUCCUUAACAGGCUUGAUGAUACUCUGUAUGACAUUUAUUCGUCAUACAAUUCUGCAAAGGAAGUUUGGGAAUUACUUGAGAAAAAAUACAAAACAGAAGAUGCUGGUGCCAAAAAGUUCGUGAUUGGCAAAUUUCUCAAGUAUGCCAUGGUUGAUUCGAAGACUGUUAUUAAACAGGUUGAAGAACUUCAAAUUCUGAUCCAUGAUUUGCUUGCAGAGGGGUGCUCUAUUAAUGAACACUUCCAGGUUGGAGCAAUCAUAGAGAAACUGCCUUCAUCAUGGAAAGACUUCAAAAUUUACUUAAAGCACAAGCGCAGAGAGAUGUCUAUGGAGGAUCUGAUUUUGAGGCUUCGAGUUGAGGAGGAUCACAGGAAAGGUGACAAGGGUGAAGUGCCUGUCAUGGAAGCCAAAGCCAAUGUCGUUGAGACAUCAAAGCCAAAAUUCCAGAAUAACAAGGGCAAGAAAGUUGCAAAGAACUAUGGCAAAACUCAUGCACCAAAAGGCAAGGAUUUCAAGAAAAUCAAAGGUGCUAUUAGGCACAUUUGUGGUGACAGAAAUCUGUUCACUGAUUACGAACAGAAUUCUGGUGGUGAGAAACUGUACAUGGGAAAUGCCUCUGCAUCUGCAGUUGAAGGCAAAGGCAGUGUGCUGCUGAAGUUCACUUCUGGGAAGGUUUUAACCCUUUUGGAUGUGCUGCAUGUUCCUGAAAUUAGGAAGAACUUAGUGUCUGGGCCUAUUCUUAGUAAGAAGGGUUUCAAACUUGUAUUUGAAUCUGACAAGUUCAUCCUAACCAAAGGAGGGCUGUUUGUAGGAAAGGGUUACCUUGCUGAUGGUUUGUUCAAACUCAAUGUAACUGGCAAUGAUGCUUUUAAUAAUAAUAUAAAUAAGGUUUCCGUUUACUUUGCUGAGUCUUCUAAUAUUUGGCAUGCUAGAUUAGGUCAUAAUCCAAGUUUUCUAGGCAAACCUUUAAAUCUGUUCAAGGAAGAUCAAAUGAAUUACUUGGAUUAA
This is a messenger RNA of Prunus mume (Japanese apricot), 1128 nucleotides long. The record is from RefSeq and is a predicted model, not a curated record. Lineage: Eukaryota; Viridiplantae; Streptophyta; Magnoliopsida; Rosales; Rosaceae.